CGUACUAGCCAGAUACAAGUGACUCAGAGGGGUGUGUGUGUGUGUGUGUGUGUGUGUUUUUGUCUUUAUACUGUGUGUAUGUAUAUUUUUUAAGCAGUAAGAGAGUAAUGUCCUAUCGGAGAGGUGUCCUCCUGACGCGGCUCAACGGCGCCUUCACGAGACUGCCGGCGUCGCGCUCGAGAGGGCCGGAAGCUGGCCGACAUCAGAGAGCGCUCGCGCACUUCCGCGGCGAGGAUGGCGCGCGUGGCGACGAUGAGAUCCGGGUCGACUUUGAUCAGACUAAAGAGGCGUACAAGAGCAAAGACACCGCGGAGCUGCUCAGGGGGCUGCUGGUGUUCAAACUCUGCUCUUAUGACUUCCUGGUGGACAGAAAUAAAGAGAUAAUGGACCUGAGUAAGAAGCUGCUAGGUCAGGCGGCGUUCGAGAAGCUGAUGAAAAUGACAUUCUACGGGCAGUUUGUGGCCGGAGAGAAUCAUCAGACCAUCAAACCCCUGAUUAGGAAAAACAGGGCCUUCGGAGUCGGAGCCGUUCUGGACUACAGCGUGGAGGAGGACCUCACGAAGGAAGAGGCCGAGACCAAGGAAAUGGAAUCGUGUGUGUCAGCGUCAGAGAAGGAAAACCCUGGGGUGGAUCACAGAGAGAGGAAGUUCACAGCCCAUCGGAAGUUCGGCGAUCGCAGGGACGGCGUAACGAGCGCACGCACGUAUUUCUACGCAGACGAAAUCAAAUGCGACCAGCACAUGGAAACAUUCCUCAGGUGCAUCAAGGCAUCAGGUGGAAGUUCUGAAGACGGUUUCUCCGCCAUUAAGAUGACCGCACUGGGACGCCCACAGUUUCUGCUGCAAUUUUCAGAGGUGCUGGUGAAAUGGAAACGUUUCUUCAGCUUCCUGGCGGCGCAGCAGGGGAAAGAUGGCCCAGAGGUGCUGGAGCAGAAACUGGACCUCGAGGAGCUGCAGUCUUUUCUGACAAAGCUCGGAGCCAAAGGUGACAUCCGUGGCUGGUUCACGAACGAGAAGCUGUGCUCGUCUGGCACCAUCGACAUGCUUGACUGGAACAGUCUGAUCGACGAGAGGACAAAAAUAUCCGAUCUUCUCGUGGUACCCAACAUUGAGACAGGCCACCUGGAGCCUCUGUUGCAGAGAUUCACUGAGGAAGAGGAGAAGCAGAUGAAGAGGAUGCUUCGAAGACUUGAUGUACUUGCUAAACAUGCGGUGCAGAACAACGUGAGGCUGAUGGUGGAUGCAGAACAGACGUAUUUCCAACCCGCCAUCAGUCGGCUGACUUUGGAGAUGCAGCGCAUAUUUAACCGAGACAAACCGGUCAUCUUCAACACCUACCAGUGCUACCUGAAGGAAGCCUAUGAGAACGUGUGUGUGGACGUGGAGCUGUCGAGGAGAGAAGGCUGGUGUUUCGGAGCCAAGCUGGUACGAGGGGCGUACAUGCACCAAGAGAGGACACGAGCUCAAGAGAUCGGCUACGAGGAUCCCAUCAACCCGGACUACGAAUCCACGAGCCAGAUGUACCACAGGUGUUUGGACUACGUGCUGGAGGAGAUCGACAGGAACAAGAAAGCCAACAUCAUGGUGGCGUCACACAACAUAGACACUGUGAAACACACAAUACAGAGGAUGAAUGAAAUGGGACUUGCACCAACUGACAGGAAGGUGUAUUUUGGUCAGCUGCUUGGGAUGUGCGACCAGAUCAGCUUUCCGUUAGGUCAGGCAGGUUUCCCGGUGUACAAGUAUGUCCCGUACGGCCCCGUGAACGAGGUGAUCCCGUACCUGUCGCGGCGUGCUCAGGAGAACCGGGGCAUGAUGAAGGGAGCGCAGAUGGAGCGAACUCUACUGUGGAAAGAGCUUGUACGCAGACUCACCAGUGGAGAACUGUUCCACAGACCGUCUAUGUAAAAGACAUACUCACGCUGUGCUUUCACGCAGGAGACUUCCUGUGUCGUGCCUUUUUUAAAGUUAGACACCUACACAGCUCCCGAAUAAACUGCAGCAUCUCAGGGGGUUUAGACACCUCAGGUUUUUAGGUUGUUCCCCCCCCCCCCUCCCUCCACCUCCUCUCUAUCCUGCCUUAUUUUCCUCAUUUGAUAGAGAAAAGGAUCACAAACCAAAAUAAUGCAUCAGACAUUUUCAGUCCAAAGCAGCAUUUCAGACAUACAUGAAUUCACUUGCUGGUUUCGUUCUUGUUCUGCAUUUCAUUUAAAUUGAAUCAUUGGUCAUGUUGUUGAUAAUGACAUCACUCUUGCUGUUGUCAUCAACCAUCAACUGUUGUGAUAAAACAGACGCAGACGCGGUUCUUUUCCUGGAACACCGUCUCCUGAUGUGUUUUACUCCUCUCACAGUUUGUUAUUUAUACAAUUUCAUUUUCUUCAACAGUGAUUAUGUUGUUAGUUAUGGAGCGUCUCUGUUAUUGGUUCAUCUUACUUCCUAUCUUUCUUUCUUACCUUACCAGCAUUGGCUACAUCUGGCCACAUUGUCCAGUUGUGAUGUUUUGGUCAGAUCUGGUUUGCGGGUCAUGACGGUUCACAUCCAUACACACAAUUACCAUUUAUCUGACU
This is a messenger RNA of Clarias gariepinus (North African catfish), 2566 nucleotides long. It is a transcript of the gene prodhb, whose product is annotated as proline dehydrogenase (oxidase) 1b. The transcript has 14 exons. Gene Ontology annotation, molecular function: proline dehydrogenase activity; FAD binding. The coding region runs from base 108 to 1907 and encodes 599 amino acids. The record is from RefSeq and is a predicted model, not a curated record. Lineage: Eukaryota; Metazoa; Chordata; Actinopteri; Siluriformes; Clariidae. Gene Ontology annotation, cellular component: mitochondrion.